GUAAAGGUUGAAGGAAGAGGUGGUGAAAAUCUAUUCAUCAUGUGCAGCAUAUCCAUUCGUAUAUCCAUCGAUUCCCGAUGCCUCCAGCCUACAUACUUUUAUAAUCUGGUAAUGCCUUCCUUCCCAAACUCGUCAACUGUUUGUGAUGAAUCUCUAGAAAGAGCGACUUUCAUGGAGCUCGAUGGGCUUGGGAAGUGUGCUGGGAUUCGGCCUCGCCAGCUUGCCUGCCUUGUAGCAAUCCGCUCAACAUUUCAUUUGCACAUAUCCACAACUGGAGAAGGAACUGACUACCAGUCAGGAAAAUUCACCCAGCAAUCCCGCAAAUGAAGAUAUGAUUUCAUCGAUCUUCAUAUUGAAUAUAGAAGCGCGCCGGUUAUCC
Botrytis cinerea B05.10 is the source of this 379-nucleotide messenger RNA. RefSeq lists its product as hypothetical. Lineage: Eukaryota; Fungi; Ascomycota; Leotiomycetes; Helotiales; Sclerotiniaceae. The coding region runs from base 40 to 327 and encodes 95 amino acids. The record is from RefSeq and is a predicted model, not a curated record. The transcript has a single exon.